GGCAAAAUCACGUGGGAGGCGCCGGUACACCAAAGGUCAUUCAGCUGUUCUGAACGAAGAAGAGAAAAUGCUGUCCAGAGCCGUUCUCAGGGGUUCUACGAGUUGCCUUCGCGCAGCUAACAGGAACUUCUCCUCCUCUUCCCAGCGUGGGCACCGAGUCGCCGUGCUGGGGGCGGCAGGUGGUAUAGGCCAGCCGAUGUCGCUGCUGCUGAAACAGAGCUCCUCUGUCAGUCAGUUGGCUCUCUAUGACAUUGUGGGGACACCAGGAGUGGCUGCAGACCUCAGCCAUAUCGAGACACAGUCUACGGUGCAGGGUUACCAGGGAGACGAGGAGUUGGACGAGUGUCUGAAAGAUUGUGAUGUCGUCGCUAUUCCGGCUGGAGUCCCUCGCAAACCAGGUAUGACUAGAGACGAUCUUUUCAACACUAAUGCCUCCAUUGUCCGGAAUCUGGUGCAGGCCUGUGCAAGGUACGAAAUCCCCUGGAAAACACCAGCAUGCUAAAACUCUAUUGUUCUUUGCUGAAAAAAAACGCCGCCACUAUUUCUCCUCUUUGGAAUAAAACUCAAUCAAUUAAGACUUUCGUAUAAAAGCAAUAAAAAGCACUGAUGGCACCAUGAACAAAGUUUAAUGCAUUCAUGAAAGUUUUUCGCCCUGUUAAAGUUGCUGUUGUUUGCAGGAGCUGUCCCGAGGCAAUGAUCUGUAUCAUCACCAACCCAGUCAAUUCUACUGUCCCCAUUGCUUCUGAAGUUCUCGAGAAGGCAGGCUGCUAUGACCCUCGCCGUGUGUUUGGGGUCUCGACGCUGGACGUGGUGAGAGCCAACAAGUUUGUGGCAGACGCCAAAGGCCUGGACGUGUCCACGGUGACUGUCCCCGUGGUGGGAGGUCACUCCGGGGUCACCAUUCUCCCUCUUCUCUCUCAGACCACUCCAAGUGUUAGUUUCACGACCGAAGAACUGGAUGCACUGACCGACCGCAUACAGAACGCCGGCACCGAAGUUGUCAAUGCUAAGGCUGGAGCAGGUUCUGCCACUCUGUCAAUGGCCUAUGCUGGAGCCAGAUUCGUUCUCAGUCUCCUCAAAGCAAUGAGUGGCAGUCCAGAUGUGGUGGAGUGUACAUUCGUCAAGUCGGACGUGACCGACGCCCCCUAUUUCGCAACUCCAUGGCGACUCGGCAAAAACGGUCUGGAGCAAAACCUGGGACUUGGCUCUCUCUCAGACUACGAGAAAUCAAAGCUUGAAGGAGAGGUGCUGCCUGCUCUGAACAAGGAUAUUCAUAAAGGCUCGGAUUUUGUGUAAAACAUUGCAGUUAGCGUCUGAUCAUGAUGUCUAGAACGAAAUGUAUACAUAUCACAGCACUCACGGCUAUGUGAUAAUAAUACAGUGACGAUGUGUGUAUCAAACCUGCUACCAUAGACUUCCUCAACAUGCCAGCGGCC
This is a messenger RNA of Geodia barretti, 1436 nucleotides long. Lineage: Eukaryota; Metazoa; Porifera; Demospongiae; Tetractinellida; Geodiidae. The record is from the annotation of a GenBank genome assembly.